This is a messenger RNA of Paralichthys olivaceus (Japanese flounder), 2027 nucleotides long. It is a transcript of the gene gng3, whose product is annotated as guanine nucleotide binding protein (G protein), gamma 3. Gene Ontology annotation, molecular function: MAP kinase tyrosine/serine/threonine phosphatase activity; protein tyrosine/threonine phosphatase activity; G-protein beta-subunit binding. NCBI's taxonomy places the organism in Eukaryota, Metazoa, Chordata, Actinopteri, Pleuronectiformes, Paralichthyidae. Gene Ontology annotation, biological process: protein dephosphorylation; negative regulation of JUN kinase activity; G protein-coupled receptor signaling pathway. The record is from RefSeq and is a predicted model, not a curated record. Gene Ontology annotation, cellular component: heterotrimeric G-protein complex; cytoplasm.
UUGAUUUUAUGGGCCGCAGGUCAGGAUCUGGCUAUGACGAAGGCUGGAACUCACUGCAGAGACUUUUGAAUAAAGCAGAAGAUGGAGGAAUGGACAAUGGUCUGGAGCAAGAUGGAGAUGCAUCAUAUCCUCGUUCCCCUUCUCCCCGGUCUGAGUCCCCGCCUUCCCCUGUGUCCUUUUCGCCUCCACCGUCUGCCCCGAGCACACUCAUCAAACCACAGCCCUGGCAGAGAGACAGGGAGGGAGGACACUCUCUGCCGACAGCUCAGUCCCUUCACCUAGCCCUGAACUCCCUGAACAGAGAGCAAGAUGAGGAGAACAGCAGAAUGCACCUUUCUCUGCCACUUUCUUCAUCAUUGCCGGCAUCUCUGUCCGAUGAGAGUUUGAUGACUCCUGAUGCGGAGAACGCUGUGGUCAGUCCUAUCCUGCCCUUCCUGUUUCUGGGGAACGAGAGAGACGCUCAAGACCUGGACCUGCUGCUGCGCCUCAACAUCGGCUACGUGGUCAACGUGACCACACACCUUCCCCUCUACCACGUCAACUCUGGACUGCGCUACAAAAGGCUGCCAGCCACUGACAACAGCAAGCAAAACCUUCGACAGUACUUUGAGGAGGUUUUUGAAUUCAUUGAGGAGGCAUAUCAGAGUGGACAGGGAGUGUUGGUGCACUGCCAGGCCGGCGUCUCUCGUUCUGCCACCAUCGUCAUCGCCUACCUUAUGAAGCACACCCUCAUGACAAUGACCGAUGCCUACAAAUACGUGCGGAGCCGUCGCCCUGUGGUGUCCCCGAAUCUGAACUUCAUGGGUCAGCUGUUGGAGUUCGAGAGGGACCUCAACUCUGGGGUGACCCCUCGCAUCCUGAUGCCUAAACUGAGCGGUGUGGAGACGCAGGUGUGAGCACAUGGGGAUGCCGCUGACGAGGGAUUAUGGUGGCAUGAAAGGAAGAGAGUGGCUGACCGGAAGACAGAAAUAGUACAACUGGAAAAUGUUGGCGCAUCGGCACUUUUAACGCGAGACUGAAACAUGAGACUGGAUGCUUCAUUUGUUAAAGUCGUAACUCUUCAUCAUUCAGUGUACUGUUUAGGUGCCAAUAUUUUGUAUAGAUCCAGCAUCACUCUCAGAUAUCUGUUUUUCUCUGAUGCCUCUUCCUUUUUGUUCCCAUCACUUACAUUCCCACAAAGAAACAGUUGCCAUCAAGAACAAAUGCAUGCAGAACGUGAACACAAACAAGGAAAGCUGCUAAUGUCUUACUUCAGCCACUGAUAUCUCCACCACAUGUAGCAACCCUGUGCAUUUCCUACAUUUGUCACAGGGAGGAGAAUUUGUUACGCAGACCUCAGUUACUGUUUUUGCUCAAUAUCAUCAUGUGUAUUGGUGAAUUUCCUGUUUUAAAACUGUAGCACAGAGUAGCAUGGACCUAGUAGGGAUGUGAGUAGCAUUAACCUGGGAAACGUAUUGCAAAAGAGACAAACAGCUCAUGGGAAAGUCUUAGUUUAUUUCAGUGAAAGAGCCAGUGUACAAGCAAAGAAAAAGUAUCAGAAAUAAAGGUGUGUACACUCGUGAGUGAGUAGCUCACAGGUCAAUACACUGAAAUAAGCUCGACUAAGACAUAUUGAGAGCUGAGUUGGACUUUCAGAGAUUUUUUUUACAGCGUAUUUUAGCUUAGCUGUGUGUCAGCAGGUAUUAUCCUGCUAUUAUAAUGUGCUUUAAGACAACAGACCUUCUCCAACUGUGCGCUAUUUCUUCCAUGGUUAAUCAAUCAUUAAAAAGAUGCUUUUUUUUAUUCCUUUUUUUUGUGAUGUUAAUAGUUAAUUAAUGCAUGAAAACAGGCCUGUUAUAUUGCACAGAGAGAUAUUGCUUCAAAUUUCAAUACAGCACAUUGGUUUAUUGGAGAAAACAGUAAAAACAAAGAGGCAACAUUUAACAUCCUUCUCAACCUGACUGGUCACGAACAAAGAGCCAAACUAUUCAUUUUGUGUUAUGGUGAAAAACUGUCAAACUACAAGACUUUAUUUUUUAACUUUCAAU